This is a messenger RNA of Pelmatolapia mariae (spotted tilapia), 7781 nucleotides long. RefSeq names its product cytosolic carboxypeptidase 6. Gene Ontology annotation, biological process: protein side chain deglutamylation; proteolysis; negative regulation of DNA-templated transcription. The transcript is spliced from 6 exons. The coding region runs from base 43 to 1395 and encodes 450 amino acids. NCBI's taxonomy places the organism in Eukaryota, Metazoa, Chordata, Actinopteri, Cichliformes, Cichlidae. Gene Ontology annotation, molecular function: zinc ion binding; metallocarboxypeptidase activity; DNA binding. The record is from RefSeq and is a predicted model, not a curated record.
UGUCAACCAUAUCCAAAGUGCAGGACCAAAGAGAAGUAAAUAAUGUAUGCUUUUAUUAGAUUCUUUGAAGACGAUAUGUGCUACGCGUUACCCGUUUCAAAUGUGGAAGAUUUCAGACCUCUGCACAAAACAGAUUUUGAUAAUCAGAAGGUGUAUCUGGUUCACAGAACUGAAGAGAAUGGCAGCGCAGGCCAGCCGUGCGAAGCACAGAUCCUUGCCCUUGCAGAUACAGUAGAAGAAUUUGAAGACAGUAUAACACAAAAGAAGAUGAAAAUUCCCAAGAUGUCCACGAAGAAUUCAGGAAACUCCAUCGAGAACAAUUUUGGAGAGGAAAGAAUGCCACUCAGGCAUAAAAAGGCCCUGUCACAGGACCAUGGACGCCCCCUUUCUAACUCAUCCAAAAGCCUAGCAGCGGUAGUGGCUCGCCUAGAAAGAAAUGCAGCCAGCUCCUGUAUGGAGGGUGAGGAGGACCUGGAUGAGGACCGGCUGGCUGAGGUGGGAGAGGAUGCAGAUGACGAAGAUGAUGAUAUGGAGGCAGAGCAUCAGCGACAUCAUCACCAGCAGCAACAGCAGCAUUUGGCGGUGGACACGGAUUGUGUGCCUGAGGUAGCUGCCGCCGUUGUUCCCAGAGUUCUGUACGAGGAGCUGGUUCACAGCUACAGGCAGCAGGAGGAGGAGAUGAGGAGGCUGCAGCAGGAGUUGGAGAGAACCCGCAGACAGUUGGUGCAGCAAGCCAAGAAGCUCAAGGAAUAUGGCAGCUUGCUGACAGAAGUCAAAGAACUGAGGGACUUCAACAGGAGACUGCAAGAUGUACUUCUCAUGAGACUGGGCAGCGAGCCUAUGCAUGACAAUGGCACCCAGACAAUCAAGGCUGAAGUGGUUGAACCUAUUGUUGAGGCCCAGGAGACAUGCAGAGAAGAAGCCAACACCAGUUCCAGCUACUCACCCUCACCUAGAACAGUAUACACCUGCAAUGACGGCAAGGUACACCUUGGUGGUGGGAUCUGGGUGGAAGAAGAGAAAUGGCACCAGCUGCAGCGGACCCAAGGAGAUUCUAAGUUCACAAAGAACCUGGCUGUAAUGAUCUGGGGCACAGAAACCCUCAAAAACCGCAGUGUCACUGGAGUGGCCACUAAAAAGAAAAAAGAUGCCUUGCCUAAACCUCCACUGUCACCCAGCAAGCUGAAGAUUGUCAGAGAGUGUCUCUACGACAGAGUGUCUCAAGAGACAGCCGACAGUGCAGAGAUAACGCAGAGAUUGUCCAAAGUGAACAAAUACAUUUGUGAAAAGAUAAUGGACAUCAACAAGUCCAUCAAGAAUGAGGAGCGGCGGGAGUCCAAGCUGCUCAUCAGACAGACAGUCAAGAUGGAGAACUUCACCUACGAUGGCAUAUAGUGAUCAACUGUCACGCCAGCGCCUUCUGCCCCGUGUGGUCUGCAGGAUAUUGAGGGGACUUGAUAUGGGUGGUCGGGGGAUGCUGUAACCAUUUCAGGAGCGGUCGUAUUACUUUGGCACAUCGGAUUGGUUGUUAUUUGAAAUGUUAAAACAAAGAGGCCCCUUCGCCCGCCCCUCCGUAAAGAACCAUCAUCACAUUUCUGUGAGCCCGCUUUUCUAAUUGGCCAACAGACAGCUUUACCCAGCGGUUAGAAACUGAACAUGUGAGCUAGCUUGAUAUAGGCUGGUGUGAGUGUUUUUAUAAGCUUUACAGUGGCAUUGGUACAGAGAUGCAGAUUCUUGAGGUUUGUGCAUGUGUGUCAAAAGAGAAAUUAGAUGUGAUUAUUACUUUAUUGUUCUGUGUCAGAACAUAAUUGUUGAGUCCUUGAACUUUUAAAAAGUAAGAGAUUAUUUCCCUGGGUGAACGAAUGAUGCUAGUUUGCAUUAGAGCUUAGAUGCGUGAGAGGUUGACUGUUAUGGUGACUACUCAAUAACUGCUGGGAGUUGGUGCGGUUGGUACUUACUGCAUAGAAUGGGACAUCAGGGUCUCAAAUGCACAAGUCUUAAUUAGUAACAGCCAUAUUUCAUUUUGCAGCAGAGAUCCUGUUGCUCCUAAAGAGAUUAAUUAUGGGCGUGUGCUCCCACUUAACCGUAUAACUUUAUUAUAAAGACAGCUUACUGAGAUUAAAUGGGACUCUGUCGAGUCUCUAGAAUGCUGUAUUUGUUUUUUUAUGUUUUUUUAAUGUUAAUCUUUAUGAAUAUUUGCCAUCCACGAGGGAGCACAGGAGACAUUUUGAUUGGAUAUUUGUGUGUUACUUUAAGGAAACUUGACUGUUGAGUUGCAGUGGUACAGGCAUGUUGACACCUAGAAAGGCCUUAAAUGGAUCUGGCAAUCACCAGGCACUGAUAAGCUCCUGGGUUUUCUAGUAUGCUGUGAUUGUAAAUGUAUUGUAAGCUGAAGUCACGACGCUUCAUCUGCACUUUGCUGUGAGAAUGUACGAGGUGGCCAGGUACUAUUUUCUAUGUAGUUCACACCAUUAAGUUUGGCUGAGCCGGACCGCUACCCGGAUGAAAAUCGAGGCACAGCGCUGGUCAUCGUCUUGUGGAAGCGGUGUUAGCUAUGGGUAAAGCUGUCUGGAAUACUAUUUUGCUGCUGAAGCUGUCUGGCCCUGCUGAACCCCAUAAUAACCCCCUCUUGUUUAAGGCACGCCACUGGGGAAUUAAAGUAAGGUUGCUCCAGUGACAACUUUCCCUGAGCUAUGCCAUCAGAACUUUUAAAAUUUAGUCUCUUUCUUGUUCUUUCAUGUUUUUAUUCUCCUCUUCUGUUCUCUGUGUGUGUAUAUCUAUGUAUACACACACACACACACACUUUUUUUUUUUUUUUUGAUCCAAAAUGGCUUGGGUGGCAAUCUGCAGGCUGGAACUAAACGCUGCAGAUUGAAAUCUCAACUGUGACCUAGCUGUGGCUAACUGUGAAUCUACUGCAGAGCUGCUCAUCAAGCCUUUCUCCUCCUCACAGUCUAGAUUCUCGUUUGUGUGUUGAUUUAUUUUUCUGUAUCAUAUCGUCCGUCUCGGUUUUUGUUAUUUCAAAAGUUCAGAUCAGCCUUUUCUUAAGCUACUUUAUUUCAGUGUACAUAAGCAACUCUUUAUUAUUAUUAUUUUCCACCAAACAUUGAUAUUUCAGUUUGUAGUCUUGUUACAGUUUCAAGCUUCUGGACAAGUUUGGUUUAGCAAAUUGAUGUUGUAAUUCCACGUUACCUAUCAAUUUCUUGUGUUUCUUUGUACACUUUUUUAAAUUUUUUUUAUAUGAAUUGUUGGCUUUAAGCUUGACGUUGUAAUCGAACUUAGAUCAGCUGAGUCUACAAACAUAUGUUUAAAAAAAAAAAAGUAUCCCUCUCUCUUAGCCAAAGCGAUCUCUGGAAAAUGAGACAAGGCUUUUCUUAACAACCGAUUUCAGCCGAGCCCGUACGUUAUAUAUUUACUAUAUCUGUUAUUUGGCAAACCUCACUUAGGAUCUACCUGAUGAUCACGCCAUAGUAAGAUAAAAUUCUGUAUUGUUAAACCAUUGCGCUCCAACGGUUGAGAUGCAGUAGUUAGAUCAACACAAAUCAUUUACAUUGAAUGCACUUUAAAUGGGCAAAUUCUUCGAUCUUAAAGAAAUGUUUUUGUGGUAUUUGUCCUUUUUUUUUUUUUUUUUAAAUUAUAAAAACAAACAAACAAACAUGUCCUCAUAGAUUAAGGCCUAACAAUCAUUGUAUUAUCAUGAAGCACCUUAAGACAUUUUUUUAUGGUUUAUUAUGGCAAGAAUGAGUUUUGGUACACUUUGAUUCAUUAGUCAGAUUUGCCGCUAACAUGCUUGAUAGACUUUAGGGCUGCCCCACCCCCCACCCCUCCAGAAGUCGGAACAUUCUUGGUCGACCUGAAAAGGAAACACUCACUUUACAGGAAGUGUCAGUCACUCAUGGAAACUUUUUUUUUUUCUCGCUUUUUUUCACACACAAAAUCCAAAGCGUAGGAAGGUGACAGAUAAAUAUUUGUCUGUCAGUCAUCAACCUCAAACAUUGUUUUUUGUUUCAAAUAUGCAAGUAGGCGAAUGUUGGCCACUUGGCAUGGCCGCCGUCUUUAGACAGUCUGCUUACUAGUGAUUGCAGCACAAUCAGAAUAAUUACCUCUUUUGCUGCUGUCUGUAACAGGCAGUACGCUUUGUCCAUGAGUUUGUAUAAUUUUUUUUCUCUGGUAUGUAGCACGGUGUUAAUGGUGUUACUUACAAUGUUCUGUCUCAGCUUUCAAACCACUUUGUCGUGCUUGACAAAACACAUUAGAAAAUAUGUUAAAAUAUAUUUUGGAUUAAUUAGAUCACGGUCACAAAAACUGUUCAGCUAGGAAGAUCUUUGGUCAGGGGCAGCCCUAAUAGAUUUAACAGGUUUCUUUAAAAAAAAAACUGCAUUUCAAUAAGUUAUCUCAAUAGUUUAAUCUGCAACUCCGCCAUGGUCUCAAAAAGAAACGGUUUGAAAAAAAACUUAGUUAGAAAAUUGAUAACUACUACUAUCUGCAAAAUGUGAUUCACCAGUAUAAAAACUGACCAAUGAAAUGUGCAAGCUGACUGGAAUAUGUGCUUUAACCUGAUGCUGGUAAUGUAUAAAUAUGACUCCUAUAGAGAUAAUAGUGUAUUUUUUACAAAUGAGUGGUAAUUGUGAGCCAAAGUAUUGAAUGCUGAGAUCGAGCUAAAGACGGGGUUUAGAAUCAGCAGGGUUUGCACAAACAAAACAAAUUUUUAAAAAAUGGCCCCGGCCACAGUAACCGAACGUAAAGCGCCACCUUAUAACGGCGAUGUGUUAUUGAUAUACUGUUUGAGGGAGUUCCCUAGAAAUUUCCCUUUUUCGGUGCCCUCUGAUUUCUCGUUUUGUUUUUCCCUGUACAAAGGUUUAUGUGCGCUAGGCUGUGCAUUUUAAAAGAAAAGAUUUCUGCUGUGCAAAGUACCUUUGCUAAAAUUCUAAGACAUUGUUGUGUAUUGUAUUUGUGUUUGUUUCUUUGUUGUUUAUGCCAAAAUGGGAGGGGUGUGGUUAAAAUGAUGCUUAAAGAAAGACCAUUAAUAGAGCUAUUACAUCAUCAAAAAUGUUAAGGCCUGUUUCCUGGAUGGCCAUUAAGCCUAAUCCUUUAACUAAAACCACCUUCAAAGGAUGAAAGCUGUAUGGAAGGACUGUAUGUUUUUAACCCAGAUUUGGCUUAAUCUGUAAAGGCAAGGCUGUUCUUUAUCAAAUGUACCGAGUCACUUGCAGAAGAGCGGUUUGGGUUUUUAGCAGCAUAUCAGUAACAUACUGUACCGUUUUAUUCACAAGCAGAGCCACUAAUUUUGGCUUUGCGUCACGACACCAGACCAGUCGGUGCUUUCACCGUUACACUUAAGUAGUGAUAGGCAGGAAACGUAACCUUGGUGGCUUUGCGAUCGUCUUUUUAUGCCACCUUUAGUUCUUUACUCUCCUGACAUUCAUGUGGACGAUCCCGUCCUCCUCGCUGUUGUUUUGGCUUAUGUUGUAAACACCUGUUUAAGCUGCAGAAGUGAAGGACCUUUGUGUUGAGGAAAAAGCGAUCUGGUUUUAGCUUCACCGUGCGGAACAAGAUAAAUGGCUCGGUGCCACUGUUUUCGGAGCUAGGUGUACACGAGACACACGUUUGAGCCACAGAUAGAGUGUCAGACUUGGUUUAAAAUGAGAAAACGGGGAGGAACACAUAGUUAGGCCUAUAUUUUUAUUACAGUUAUCAGAAAAUUUGUAUACAAUCCACAAACCGGUUCUACUUCAUCUAACUUCACCGUCCUACCUCAUUGUUACUCUGGUGUUUGUUUGUCAGUGACUGUAAACUAUGUGUGUAUAUUAAAAAAAAAUCUAUAGGAAAAGGUAUACCUGGUUACUCUCAACAUGUACAGCAUAUUAAAAACUUGUAAAACACCUCAGUACACAAAUAUCAUUCUUAGGAGGAAAUCAGUUUUAUUACCUGCUUAAAGAUGCUGCUGUAAAGGGGUGUCUGUGUGAGGGGUCGUCUCCGAAUAUAUAUCUUCGCUCUUUGCUAUGUUGUGCAGUUGAUCAGUGGUUGUGUUCUGUCUCUGUAUUGCAUUCUGAGAUUUUUACUGGUUGACGGUGCUACCAGCAAACAGUUCGAAAACUGAUCUAUCGGACCUCAAAUGGUGCUGUUUUUCUAUGUUUUUAUCGUCAUACGGCUAUGUUUUAUUCAGGUGUGUCAACCGCCACUAUCCCCUCAGCUAACUCGAAUUCUAAAGCCAAAAUAUUUCACAAAAAUCGAUAACCCUGCUUUUACUGUAUCAACUAUAUGCUAUCCAUCCAAAUAUUGUAGAUAGUGAUUAUAUCCUCAGCUGUGCGUUUCAGAAGUACCUCAGAAGUUGCCGAUUUCAAAUGGAUGCAUCUGCUUUUAGCACCUGUUGUCUAUCAAUUUACAUUGUUGCAGUGUAUUUUCGGAAAUAUGCAUUUUUACUGGUUAGAUCAGGUUACACUAUAGAUAGUAGAUGAUUAUUAGCUCACACUCAGAUGUCGACGAUGUGAAAGUUAGAGGAAGCCACUGUUCACUGGUCGCAUGCCACGCGGGAAAUCUCAGUCAGACUGGGACGAUGGAGUAGAAGAGGUCCUCAGCAAAAAACGAAACCGCACGUUAAGUUUGAGUCCAUGUUAACCUCAGAUUGUGUUAUAGAAGAGGGAUGAAAUGACAAAAUACCCACGUAGAGGAAUGUGUCAACUUCUAAAAUUUGGACCAUGCCAAAAAUGCGAUCAGGGUAUAUUCACGAAGACUGUUUUUUGUCGACGUUCCUGUCCUCUUGAAUAAUUAUCUGUGAUUCCCCUGUUGCAUCGCUUUUCCAUCACCGUUACUUAAAUGUAAUUUAAAUGUUAAAAUUAUGCAUUUAGUGUAAGAAAGUAUUAACGAUUGACUUACUGUGAGUAAUUAUACAAAGUGCAUUAUAUUUUCUUUUACCCUGUACCAAUGGAAUCUUUUCUGCACCAAAGUGUUUUUCUGUUGUUUUGUUUCUUUUAUUGAGAGAAAAGGGUUGUGUCCCUUUUCAGUAUGUUUCUAUGUUCUUACUGAUGGUUAUUGUUUUCAUUUCCAACCGUGCUGGUGAACAUGAAAUGUGCUGGUACCUCUCUACUGUGGGAAGAGCGUGUGUUCAGAUACACAGCAGUCGGUUUCACGGAAGCACUUAAGCCAUUCGUUGGACUGUUUUAAUAAUAGUUCAAUUGUAAGCUUUGCUCUGGUCCAGGGUAUUGACCCAGGGAGUUUGUGUGUAAUUGAAUUCCUAUGCAGGUGUUGAGUUACUUACCUGGUACCACAUCACUGUCGGGUAGAGGGCCAACUGCGGAGAUGGAAAACUGGGCCUUGAAAUUGAGUCAAAGGAGACAACGGCGACAUGACAAAUCCAUACAGACCUAUUAAUGACAUUUUCAUACUUGUAUUAAGUGAGCUAUACAGGGCUGCUUGGAUAUCUACCUGUCUGUACUAGGUAUAAACGCAUUGCAGUGAUCAUUAGGGAAAGACAGGGUUAUUUCUGUAUGGAGUAUUUCCAGUUGGUAAGAUAAUGUGAAAAGAAUUUCAAGACUUUUGGAGUUGACACUCCCUCAUUACUAUAGCCUCCCAGAGGCAACCCUACAUUUUCAGAAAAUGUUAUAAGUAUAUGCGAUAGAGAGUGUACAUGUCUUUGCUAAACCGGCCACACCUCUGCUAUGCGAGCAAGUCUUUGACGCUUAGCAUCCUGUUCUGUGUUUUCUCUUGCUGCAUUCAGGAACACCUGUUUAAUGUAUAGAUAAACAGAAAUAAAAUUGAGACUUUUAUUCUAUCAGCACAAA